ACAGUGGGUGGGCAGAGCUGCUGCUGUGACAGUCAAAUAGACGCAGCGGCUUUUACACAGAAAAUUAGAGGAAAUCAGUCUGGUCAUGCAGCUGUCUAUUCAAAACAGGUGAAAUUCUAAAAAGUGAUUAGGAUUAUGAUGGGAUUAUGAAAUUAUUCUGACAAACAGUCUACAGUCAUGCAAAGUAUGAACUGAUUAAUGAAGAACAGCGAUGAUAACGUUAUAAAGAAGGGAUGAGAAGAGGUGAUGGAGGAAACCGCCACGAAAUUAGGCCAAAAAAAAAUGAACAUGAGGAUUUUAUAUGAGGGGACCAAGAACAUGGUUUUGAUGCUUUAUGGAAUCUAAAUAACUUUUUUCUACCAUGCAUAAGAGAUUGAUACGUCGGAGGUUGCCUGUCUUGAUUUUCACCUUCUUCAUCAUUCUCUACGUGGAUUUUCAAUUACGCACCAGCAGCCCUCCCAAACUCAGUGGGGUUCAAGAGCAGUUAAUCUAUGUGCUUCGACGCCCGAUUCAGCAGGCUCCAUCCCCGGCCAGGGACGCACCGAUCCCGGCUAGCAACAGCAGCAGCAGCAGCAGCGGGACCGGAGGUGCACAUGUCACCCAGCCGAAACUGAAGCUGGAGGACAUCUUCGUCGCUGUGAAGACCACCGGGAGGUUCCACAAGACGCGUCUCGCGCUCCUUUUGGAGACAUGGAUCUCCAGAACCAAGGCGCACACGUUCAUUUUCACAGACACGGAGGAUGAGGACUUACGUUCAGAAGGUCACAACAUGGUGGUAACAGGCUGCCAGUCAGAUCACAGCCAGCAGGCACUGUCCUGCAAGAUGUCUGCCGAGUACGACGGCUUCAUGGCAUCAGACAAGAGGUGGUUUUGUCACGUGGACGAUGAUAACUACGUGAACCCGGAGGCCCUCCUCUCCCUGCUCUCGGCCUUUCCCCAGGACAGCGACAUCUACGUGGGCAAACCGAGCCUGGACAGGCCCAUCACUGCUCACGAACUGCUGGAGGGCAAUGCAACGAGGGAAGUGCGGUUCUGGUUCGCUACAGGAGGAGCAGGAUUCUGUCUGAGUCGGCGGCUGGCGGAGAAGAUGGCUCCAUGGGCCAGCGGCUCCCGGUUCGAGGAGACGUCGGCGACGAUCCGUCUCCCUGACGACUGUACGGUGGGCUUCAUUGUGGAGAAGAGGCUGGGCAUCUCCAUGGUCCACUGUCCUUUAUUCCACUCCCACCUGGAAAACCUGCUGCUCAUCAGCCACAAAAGCAUACCACACCAGGUGACUCUGAGCUAUGGGAUGUUUGAGAACAAGAUGAAUAGCAUUGAGGUGAAAGGAAGCUUCUCUAAGGAGGAAGACCCCUCCAGGUUUAAGACUGUCCACUGCAUGCUGUAUCCUUUCACCAGCUGGUGUCCUUGAACUCUUCAUAGAAGACUACAACUUCCAAACACGCAGGGGAUGCAGACACCAGAACUGGAGAAUCAGAAAGUAGCAGUGAAGCCUUGGACAACAGAGGAUUUAACUGUAGAAAUCUGGCCUCCCAUAACGGCUCACUCUUAGUUGCCUGAACCUGCUUAAACGAGUGAUCAGAUGGACACUCACAGACAGAUAUUAACAGGAUCAUGACUAUGAACUGUGAAAGGUUUUCUCUUCUUCACCUCUGUCUUACAAGAGACAGUUACAUGAAGAAAAUGGUGUCUUCACUACUGAAUGUUUUGGUUUGUUUGGAGGAUUUUUAUGUGGGAGUGAAGCACUUAAGACAAAGCAGCACUUUUGCUUUUCACUGAAACUUUGUCAAGUUGUUUUGUCGACAAAAAUAAACAUGAAAUUGUACUUAUUUCUAAAAUGUACACACAUAUUGAAUGAUUUGAUUAAAUUUAGCUUUACAUUUUUAUAACUGUUUCUUUCUGAUCAUUAAAACUGUCAAAGCGUUUGAGUUGAUGAUGAUUUAAACUGCACAGAGUCUGCACCUACAGGGCCUGAAUUGCCUCCAGGUAGUGUGGAGGUUGAAGUUGCUGAAUUUAUUUGAGUCUUUAUUGAUUUAAUGUGUGUGGCCUUGUGUGUGAGUGUGUUGUUAUGAAGGGGACGGUGUCCUUGUGCCUAUGAAGUCUCACACAAUGAACAUUCUGACCCACACCCUCCUUAUCCAAACCUCCUGUCCUCCCUCCCUCCUUUUUCUCACUUCCUCCCUACUUUCCUCCACCCCUCCAUCUGUCUCUCUGUUUACUUAGUCUUGUCCACAACUGCUGUGCUGGCUCCUCCAAGGCCAUGGCUGAAAGUAAAAUGAACUUCCACUUCCA
Messenger RNA from Siniperca chuatsi (mandarin fish), 2289 nucleotides. It is a transcript of the gene mfng, whose product is annotated as MFNG O-fucosylpeptide 3-beta-N-acetylglucosaminyltransferase. The transcript has 9 exons. The record is from RefSeq and is a predicted model, not a curated record. Gene Ontology annotation, molecular function: O-fucosylpeptide 3-beta-N-acetylglucosaminyltransferase activity. NCBI's taxonomy places the organism in Eukaryota, Metazoa, Chordata, Actinopteri, Centrarchiformes, Sinipercidae. Gene Ontology annotation, cellular component: Golgi membrane. Gene Ontology annotation, biological process: pattern specification process; regulation of Notch signaling pathway. Bases 362 to 1408 code for a protein of 348 amino acids.